UCUUCGAAACACAAACACUGCCGUUUUGCGACUCUUUCCGUAACAUGUUCGUUAGGAUUCGAUUUUUGUCGCUGAAAAUCCGCUUCCUAUAAAAACUCCUUCCUUUCAAUCCCGCUGAAACAAGUCUCUCUCUCUCUCGCCAAUGGAAACUGGUGAAAGAAGAAUCUCAAGCUCUCUUUGUCUGCAGCUCAUCUGCAUCGCAUUGGUUGUAUGCCACAUCGAUUUUGUUGGAGCUGAUGCGUUAGAUACUUCAACUAUUCAAAGAGAGUUCAAAGAGUUUCGACCCUUGUAUGACUGUGAGCAGUGCCGUUUGGGGAAGGAAGAAGGUAAUUCUUCUGUUACGGGAGUCGGUAAUCAUCCAGAUGAAAAGGAUUUUGACAUCGUUGCAACAUACAGCGACGCAUCUGGUGCUGUUCGAAUUAGUAGGGUGAAAAUGAGGGAUCUAUCUGCUUCUUGGGUAUGGGAAAACCCUAUGGAUGGUAACCUUGACCAGCCACAGAUUUCCCAGGCGGUGGAAGAUUCAUUUCAAUCUGGGAUAAGAUCUGGAGAGAAUGUUGAGUAUUCUACUGAUGAGCAUCAGGAAGGUGGAAGCCCAUAUCCUCACAUGUCAUUAAUGAGCCCAGUGAAGCUCAUGCGGCGGAAAAAGCGGCACGAAAGGAGGGAUCUUCGAACUGCACAGUUGAUUGGACAAGAUAAAGAAACUGACAAUGAGAUGGUAGCAGCAGCAAUUGAACGAUCUGAAGGAUUUGACACCACCGUCAAGGGCAAGUACAGUAUAUGGAGGCGAGAUUUUAAUAGCCCAAAUUCCGAUUCAACCCUGAAACUUAUGCGGGACCAGCUCUUAAUGGCCAAAGCAUAUGCAAACAUUGCCAAGUCUAAGAAUGAAACGAGUCUUUACGAUUCUCUCCUGAAACACUCUAGAGAAAGUCAACAUACUAUUGGAGAAGCAAGAUCUGAUGCUGAACUUCACCCCAGUGCUCUUGAUCGAGCAAAAGCAAUGGGCCAUGUUCUCUCCAUAGCGAAAGACCAAUUAUAUGAUUGUGCCAUAGUCGCAAGGAAGUUUAGAGCCAUGCUUCAAUCAACUGAAAAGAAUGUAAAUCUACUGAAGGAAAAGAAUGCAUUCUCGAUUCAGCUAGCUGCGAAAACAGUGCCUAAACCGUUGCAUUGCCUGCCUCUGCAUCUUGCAACAGAUUAUUAUCUGCAGGGUUAUCAUAAGAAACAGGAUCUUGACAAAGAAAAGCGUGAAGAUCCUUCUCUCUAUCACUAUGCCAUCUUUUCUGACAAUGUACUAGCAACGUCGGUGGUUGUCAAUUCUACUGUGCUACACACAAAGGAACCUGAGAAGCAUGUUUUCCAUAUAGUCACAGAUAAACUGAAUUUCGCUGCAAUGAGAAUGUGGUUUCUUGUCAACCCUCCUCCAAAAGCAACAGUCCAUGUCGAAAACAUUGAUGAUUUCAAGUGGCUGAAUUCCUCAUACUGUUCUGUUCUACGUCAACUUGAAUCUGUGAGAAUCAAAGAAUACUAUUUUAAGGCAAAUCAUCCUUCUUCCAUCUCCACUGGGUCUGACAAUCUUAAGUAUAGGAACCCAAAAUAUUUGUCCAUGUUGAAUCAUCUUAGAUUCUAUCUUCCUGAAGUUUACCCAAAGUUAGACAAGAUCUUAUUUUUGGAUGAUGAUAUUGUAGUUCAGAAGGAUCUCACUCCUCUUUGGUCCAUUGAUCUGGGAGGGAUGGUAAAUGGUGCAGUGGAGACAUGCAAGCAUAGCUUCCAUAGGUUUGACAAGUAUCUCAACUUCUCUAACCCAAAGAUCUCUGAGAAUUUCGAUCAAAAUGCUUGUGGCUGGGCAUUUGGCAUGAAUAUUUUUGACUUGAAGGAGUGGAAAAAGCGAAACAUCACUGGAAUAUAUCAUCACUGGCAAGAUAUGAAUGAGGACAGAACACUUUGGAAACUUGGCACAUUGCCUCCGGGACUGAUCACUUUCUAUAACUUGACCUAUCCGCUGCAUCGGGGUUGGCAUGUCUUGGGGCUUGGCUAUGAUCCAGCCCUUAAUAAAACAGAGAUAGAGAAUGCAGCUGUCAUCCAUUACAACGGAAACUACAAGCCCUGGUUGGCUUUGGCUGUUUCCAAGUACAGGUCUUACUGGUCUAGAUAUGUAAUGUUUGAUAACCCUUAUCUUCGAUUGUGUGACAUUAGCGAAUAACUAUUUUUUCUCCAUCUUACGAGUGUAAUCAUUGAUUUUUUUCCCAAAGAAAAGAAACGCAAUAUAUAUGCCUUGUUGCUUACACAGAAA
Messenger RNA from Corylus avellana, 2287 nucleotides. RefSeq names its product galacturonosyltransferase 3 (gene GAUT3). The record is from RefSeq and is a predicted model, not a curated record. Gene Ontology annotation, molecular function: polygalacturonate 4-alpha-galacturonosyltransferase activity. Lineage: Eukaryota; Viridiplantae; Streptophyta; Magnoliopsida; Fagales; Betulaceae.